AUGAGUUGCCUGUGUGCUGUGCAGUGCAAGUGCAGCUGGCCUGUUUCCAUGUUGGCAGCUGCAAAGGCCCAAGUUGCUGAGCGAGUCGAGUCUUUUCGAGUCAGCGUCGCCUUUAUCCUGCUCGUCAUCGAACCAGAUUUACGGGCGGCUUUUGUUGUCGACGGUUGUGCACGAUUUAUCUGGGCCAUUACAGGUAGCGUCAUCAGCUCAUCUCGACAUACUUCGCAGGCCCACGUCGACGUGCUCCUCGCUGGAUUCCACUCGGGACGGAACUCUCAUCGACCUAUUAUCCUUUGGAAGCAGAUGCUGAUGGUCAAUCUCGUCCAAGAAUUACAACCAUAG
Molecule: messenger RNA, 342 nt
Organism: Ustilaginoidea virens
Lineage: Eukaryota; Fungi; Ascomycota; Sordariomycetes; Hypocreales; Clavicipitaceae
Exons: 1
Coding region: 1-342 (113 amino acids)
Source: RefSeq, a predicted model, not a curated record